Messenger RNA from Myxocyprinus asiaticus (Chinese sucker), 3550 nucleotides. Its product is annotated as activin receptor type-1C-like. The transcript is spliced from 9 exons. Gene Ontology annotation, molecular function: ATP binding; activin receptor activity, type I. Bases 72 to 1547 code for a protein of 491 amino acids. NCBI's taxonomy places the organism in Eukaryota, Metazoa, Chordata, Actinopteri, Cypriniformes, Catostomidae. The record is from RefSeq and is a predicted model, not a curated record. Gene Ontology annotation, cellular component: plasma membrane; activin receptor complex. Gene Ontology annotation, biological process: nervous system development; protein phosphorylation; cellular response to growth factor stimulus.
CAGCAGAAUAGAGUUGUGAUGAUUUUGUUCUUAAAGGUGGAUGUGAUGGUGUGCGGAGAGUGACGGAGGUCAUGCCUCAUCUCAGGUGUUCAGAAGCAACGCUUUUACUCUUCACAUUUGCGCAUCUCACUGCAGCCUUAAAGUGUGUGUGCCAGCUGUGUGUGAACCACACCUGUGAGACGGAGGCCGACGGCGCAUGCUGGAACUCUGUGAUGUUAAUAAAUGGGAGGGAGGAGGCAGUGAAGUCCUGCAUGUCUGCGUCUGAGCUGAAGGGACAGGUGUUCUGCUACAGCUCCAAAAAUGUUUCCAAACGCAACUGCUGCUUCACGGACUUCUGCAACAAUGAGACGCUGCACCUCUAUACAGGGCGGUCAUCAGAGGGCUCUGGUUGGACUCAGCUGGAGUUGGCAGCAGUGAUUCUCGUGCCGUCGUGCCUGCUCUGUGUGUGUGUGGUUCUGGGAGUGUGUGCGAUUCAGAACCUGCGCUGCACACACAUAAAAGCUCAGAAACAGGAUCCAGAAGAAGUGCUGGAUGACCAGACUCUAGUGUCAGCUGAAAAAUGCCUGAAAGAACUCAUCUAUGACAUGAGCACCUCUGGCUCAGGAUCAGGAUUGCCACUGUUGGUCCAGAGAACGAUUGCUCGGACUAUCGUGCUGCAGGAGAGCAUCGGAAAGGGGCGCUUCGGGGAGGUGUGGAAGGGCAAAUGGAGGGGGGAGGACGUCGCUGUGAAGAUCUUCUCCUCACGAGACGAACGCUCCUGGUUCCGUGAGGCGGAGAUUUAUCAGACCAUCAUGUUACGGCACGAGAAUAUUCUUGGGUUCAUCGCCGCAGAUAACAAAGAUAAUGGCUCGUGGACACAGCUGUGGUUGGUGUCAGAGUAUCAUGAGCAUGGGUCGCUCUUCGAUUAUCUGAACAGAUACACGGUAUCAGUGGAGGGCAUGAUUGUUCUGGCACUGUCCAUUGCCAGCGGGAUCGCACACCUGCACAUGGAGAUCAUAGGCACUCAAGGGAAGCCCGCCAUCGCUCACAGAGACAUCAAAUCAAAGAACAUCCUGGUGAAGAUGAACGGGACAGCUGUGAUUGCUGAUCUUGGUCUGGCCGUCAAACAUGACUCCAACACCAACAUCAUUGACAUUCCCAUCAACCAUAGAGUGGGCACCAAGAGGUACAUGGCACCUGAGAUCUUGGAUGACUCUAUAAACAUGAGCAGCUUCGAGUCGUUUAAGCGAGCUGAUAUCUACUCACAGGGUCUGGUGUUCUGGGAACUCGCUCGCAGAUGUUCCUUCCGAGGGAUUCAUGAAGAUUUCCAGUUGCCUUAUUACGAUCAGGUGCCAUCAGACCCAUCGGUGGAGGACAUGAGGAAGGUGGUGUGUGAACAGAAACUGCGACCCAACAUUCCCAACCAGUGGCAGAGCUGUGAGGCUCUAAGGGUUAUUGGUAAGAUCAUGCGGGAGUGCUGGUACGCCAAUCCAGCUGCUCGCCUGACGGCACUGCGCAUCAAGAAGACCUUAUCUCAGGUGACCGUUGUCAAGGAUGUUAAAGAAUAACACAACGGCCUGAUGUCAGGUGGCAGCGUUAAUGGGACAUUUUAUAUGCUCUAAAAUCUGUGAUGCCAAAGAUUCAUGUAGUUUAGGGUGGAAAUUCUGUCCUGUAAUGACACUGCAUUGACAGAAUGAAUGAAUGGAUGAAUGAAUGAAUAAUAAUGUGUUUAGUUUCUUAGCCUGUAGAUGGCGAUAGAUGUGUAAAGAUAUACUGCUACCUCAGCCCUUCCUGUAAGUGCCAAUUGCUUCGAGUUGAACAUUUUGCUUUGUGCCAUAAGUGUUUUGUUUGGUGUCAUUUAUAAAUGCGUAUUUGUGUGUAUGUACAUAUAACAUAUGCUAUAUAUUGUUACUGUUCCAGUUCAAACAAUUGAAAAGAAAUCAGAUUAACUUUAGGAAUAACGUCAAUCAAAAAGAUGAAAUGGUGUUUAAAAACGUAUGUUUUUUAUAAAUGGUCAAGGAUACAUUAAAUGUAUAUAGGGACCCCAAGAGAGGACCAAAAAUGAAAAACAGGAUUUAUUUUUGUUGUAUUUCCAAAGAACACAGGCUGCUGUUUGACGUCUGAAAAUGUAAUGUGGUCUGCAAGGAAAUGGGUGUCUUUUAGCCCUGGCUUCGUGCAGGUUGUGGUUUCCUUACAGUUACUGGAGGAUAUUUUUCAACUGUUUUAAACGCUUUUGAUUGCACUGUGUAGCUGUAGAAACAUGUAAGGAUGAUUUCCUGUAAACCUUGUUAUUUCUGAAUGUGAAGGAACUAGUGUUUUGCUUAUGUGCUGAUGUCUGGGACAAACCCUAUCGUCUGUUUCAUGGCUGCUAUAUGCAGAGAGAAAACAGUGCAACUGAUCAUCCAAAGCCUUUUAACCAGACGCUGCAUCUAGAGGACUUCAGAAUGCCAUUGUGAAAUGUAUGACUGUGAAUAAUGUGUAUAUUUUGUAGCAUAUUAAUACUCAAGUUGAAAUUGUACUCUAUUGCACUAUACAAAGCUCCAAGCUGCUGAAGUGAAUGGCAGUCAACACUCAACCAACGUGAAAUGCAUUUUGCAACUAUUUAAAUAGCCUCACAUAUGAUCUAUUGUAACAAUAACAAUCUAUCUGAAACCAAACAUAACAUCUUGUGUAAAUACAUGAGUAAAUUAACCAUGAGAGUAUAUUAUUUGUUGAAAGUAAGUAGUUGUAAUACAAAGUUACAAUGUUGAUAUGAACUGUAAUGUUCCGGUACAUAUAGAGUUCUCCUUUCUGAACAGUGUUAUGUGGCAUAUGCUUGUAAGUGACAUCAAUUCAACUGUCUAAUUUGCUUUAAAUUGCCUCUGUCGAUGUGACACUAACAAAGCCUGUUUGGAUGAGUCCAAUUCUGCCUAAUGUAAUGAGAAUAACUUAUUAUCAGAACCAAAUGAAGUAUGAUGCAUAUAAUGAAUGUUCAGUUUUAGUCUUUAUACUUGUUUCAGACAAUAGUAUUGUCUAUAGACAAUAGAGUGCUUGCCAUAAACAUGCAAAUUCAAUGUCGAUUCAAACAUGUUCAUUCAGUCUGAACCAAAGAGACAGUGUUAUGAUUCAUUUUUCACAGUCCAGUUUUCUCUAAUCUUAGAUGAAGUCUUGAGGAGAUGUUUAAGGUCAGAAAAAAUUGUAACAUGCUCCAUUACUAAGGAGAGAUGGCUAGUUUUGUGACAUGCUAAAGCUUUUUAUAUAUGUAAUGCAGCACUGCCAAUUUCCUUUGUGAUAAACGGAAUACUCCAGAUUAUGUAUUGCGUAUUAAACAACCUGGUCUCAUAGAGUCAAGCUACUAUUCGUACUUUUUAGCUAAAUAAUUUUUACGUGGCUCAUUGGACGUAUCGCAGCAGUUUCCUGGUGAAAUGAACAACUACAGUUACAGCCACAAUGACUUUUAUUCACUUUCACACAAAUCACGAGUAAAACGACAGAUUAUCUGUUCAUAAACACUUAUUUUUUGCACUGUUUCCCACAGAAUGUUAUAUAUGUCAAAACUUUUACUACUUUAAAUUUUAUUAAUUGCUUUUUA